UGUGCACUCUGUAGACAUGUCCUAUAAACAGAGCAGGGACGCAGGGACGCUUCUGGCAGAAGACUCGAGCAGCAAAAAGCGAAAGAGAAAAGUGUUUCUGUAACUUUACCUUUUAAUUUAAAAAAAAAAACCUGACGGAAAAUUCAACUUUCAGAAGAAGGUUUCAACUUUCAGAAGAAGGUAAGUGUCCCUGACCCCGGACUCCAUCAUGGCGGCUGCCGGCGGGCCUGUACUCGGUGCCACCAAUCCCACACUGACCCACGAUGACUUCUGCCUCUACGGCUACAUGUCUGAUGAUGAACUGAUGCAGCUGGCCAUCGAGCGCAGUCUCACCGAGACCCAAAACAACUCCACGACGUCUUCAGCCGAAAACACGAAGACCUCCGUUCCUCAGCGCAGGACAGAGAUUCCCCGGCCGAAUCAGCGCCAGACACCGCGGCCCGCUCCCGCCCCCUGUCCUGCAAACCCACCCAGGGAUAAAAAUGACCAGCAGUCUGUAACAGUGAGCCACUUCAUCACCGGGAAUGGGAAGCGAAUGGUGGCGUAUCGGAGAUAUGACGGGACUCUGAUACAAGUCAAACCCGAGGAGGAAGAAGAAGUGGAUCCUGUGCUGAAGGCAAUCAGGGACGGAGAUGUUGGAACUUUGAGAGGACUGAUCAAAAAAGCAGACUGCAACCUUCUGAUGCCAAACGAAUACGGCUGGAUUCCACUUCACGAGGCUGCGCACUACGGCCAAGAGCAGUGUAUUAAAGCGAUCCUGAGAGUCCAACCUGGGAUGAUUAACAAGCGCACGCUGAAGGAUCAGACGGCUCUCCUGCUGGCCGUGUCGAGGGAGAACAAGGAGUGUGUGGCGUGUCUCCUGGAGAAAGGUGCAGAUCCCGACAUCGCCAACAAGGACAAGGAGACGCCUCUGUAUAAAGCGUGUGAGAAGGAAAACCCAGCGAUCGUGGCCAUGCUGCUGAAUCACGGCGCCACGGUGAACAAAAGCUGUAUCCAGGGCUGGACGGCGCUGCACGAGGCCGUGUGCAGGAACAACGUGGAGAUCUGUGAGAUGUUAGUGAAGGCAGGGGCAAAAAUUAGCACGCCCAACGUGUACGGCAUCACCCCCAUCUUCGUGGCGGCUCAGAGUGGGAACGUAGAUACACUUCGGUUCCUCCUGAAAAACGGUGCUGAUAUCAACAGCCAGGCAGCAGAUGGAGCCACGGCGCUUUAUGAAGCCUGUAAGAACGGUCAUGUGGAGAUCGUGGAGUUCCUGCUGUCUCAAAAAGCCGACGCCAACAAACCGGGCAAAACCGGACUGCUGCCGAUUCACAUAGCAGCUCAGAGGGGAAACGAUCGCACCGACCUCUUCACUUACGGGUCAGCACACAAUACUGACAGGGCGCUUCAAAUCGUGUCAAUGCUCAUCCCUGCCACCAGUAAGGCCCGUGUGAGGCGUAGCGGCAUCAGUCCUCUCCAUCUCGCCGCCGAGCGAAACCGAGACGAGAUCCUCGAGCUGCUCAUCGAGUCCGGCUUCGACGUCAACGCCACGCUGUCCGAGGACCGCAGCACCAUGUACGAGGACCGCCGCAGCACCGCCCUCUACUUCUCCGUAAUCAAUAACAACAUCGAAGCCACCAGCAUGCUACUGCAGGCCGGCGCCGACCCCAACCUGGACACGUUCAGUCCUCUGCUCGUAGCCCUGAGGCAGGGCUGCAUAAGGACCGUGACCUUACUGGUGGAAUACGGCGCUAACAUCAACGCCUACAUCCCCACGCACCCCACCACCUUCCCCGCCACCGUCAUGUUCUGCAUGAAAUACCUCACCGUGCUCAAGUACCUGAUGGACAACGGCGGCGACGCGCUGUCGUGUUUCAGCUGCGUGUACGGCAGCGACCCUCACCCGCCUCUGAAAACGAGUCACAGCGACAGAACACGCUACAGAGAUGAUCAACCUAUAUCACACAACACCUGCGUACAGUUCUGUGACAUUGUCUCCACGGACACGUACAGCCCCUGGGCAGGACCCAUCAUAGAUGUGCUGCUGGAUUACGUAGGUGAUGUGAAGCUCUGUUCCCGGCUCGUUGAACACUUGGACAGUUACGCUGACUGGGCCAGCAUCAAGGAGAAAGCAAUGCCUCCGCGGCCGCUCAUGCAGCUCUGCAGGCUGAAGAUCCGGAAGCUGAUUGGAAUCCACAGACUGAACAAAAUCAAAAAGUUGCCACUUCCUGGACGACUGAUCAAAUUCCUGAACCACGAGGAGCGCACACAAGAUUUAUGAGCCUCGUUAGGUGUGACAGAAAACACAGAGAAAGGGAAAGAUUAAAC
Messenger RNA from Pangasianodon hypophthalmus (striped catfish), 2307 nucleotides. It is a transcript of the gene asb2a.1, whose product is annotated as ankyrin repeat and SOCS box containing 2a, tandem duplicate 1. Gene Ontology annotation, cellular component: nucleus. The record is from RefSeq and is a predicted model, not a curated record. Gene Ontology annotation, biological process: intracellular signal transduction; regulation of transcription by RNA polymerase II. Bases 209 to 2260 code for a protein of 683 amino acids. NCBI's taxonomy places the organism in Eukaryota, Metazoa, Chordata, Actinopteri, Siluriformes, Pangasiidae. Gene Ontology annotation, molecular function: RNA polymerase II-specific DNA-binding transcription factor binding. The transcript is spliced from 11 exons.